AUGUUAUGUGUUAAUAAAAUAAAUAAAAUUACAGAUCGAGGACCACCUGACUUCAUCACUAAUGGUCUUCAGGCAGCAGUUUUAGAAUGGAUUAGAUCUUUGGACUUAGAGCUCGUAAGCAUCUUACUGGCAAGGAGUUGGCCUUUGUCAAUAUUAGAUAGUAGCGAACCUCGAUGGAGACCUACUGAAGUAACAGAUACUGAUAACGUUGUACGACUGGAUAGGAGGCAAAGAUUGCUUAGAUGGGAUAGAAGACCGCCCAAUGAAAUUUUUUUGGAAGGAUUUGUACCUAUUGUGACAAGGGAGUACCCGGAUUGGGAAGAGACGGACUUGUAUGGUUUUGCAAAAAAUAACCACCCUUCCUUCUUUGUUUCAACUACAAAAACACAAAGAAACAAAAAAAAGUAUGUUUGGACACCUAGAAGUGCCAACCGCGGUAUAGUGUAUCAAUACGAAAUUUAUGCUCCUGGAGGAGUCGAUGUCAAUGAGUCUUUAUUACAUGAAUCACCUUGGCCUAAUCAAAUGGAGGUUGCGUUUCCUGGAGGAAUACAAAAUAUUUAUAUAAGAUCAGCAAGAGAACUCCAAGACGGACGAAUUCAAAGAAUUUGGGUGAAUCCAAAUUUUUUGGAUCCCGGCGAAUUAGAACCCAUUGCUUCUUCUUCAAGAACCCCUAAUGUUAUAUGGAGAGAAAACCACCCUGAUGGUGAUCACAAGGACUCUGACGGUCGCUCAAAGAGAUCAGCAAUCUUCGAUGAUGACUUAAUGUAUGGCGGUGCCGGUGGCGUAGAAGAGGAUACAUUUGGUGAAGAAACUGAUAACCCUAAACCAUUUCCUGAUGGUGAAUUCACUAUUGAAAGUAUCAAGGAUAAUAACUUGUUUUUGGAUUUAACUCAAAAUGUAUCCGGUGGAAUUAUUCAUAGUCACAUAUAUAAUGGCGGGGAAAAUCAAAUAUGGGUACUUAGUUAUGAUGAAAAUAAAAAGGGUUACAAAAUAAAAAGUAAACAAAAUCCCAGUCUAUUGUUGAGUUGGAAUAGUAAUGCUACGUCUAGAGAAAUAAUUCUUCGGGGAUAUAUAGAGAGUAAUAGCAGGAACCAAUACUGGCGAAUUGAAAAGACCAACGAAUAUUUUAGAUUUAGAAAUCUUGAAAAUCCACAGAUGAUUAUAACAGUUCAGAAUAAUUCAAGUGACUAUGGCGGCAAAGAACUUACUGUGCAAACUGAAGCUGGUGAUGAAAGAAACUCUCAGGAAUGGAAAAUUAAACCUAUGUCUUAUAAGCUGGUCGCAAAUGGCGAUUAUUAUAUGUUCAGUCGCGAUCUGUCAGAUAAAGUUGUUGACUUUAGUAACCAAGAAGAUUCCUUGGUUCAUGGUCAUACCUUUAUGGAUAAUGACAAUCAAAAGUGGAACUUUACUUACGAUAGCGGCAAGCAAGCUUAUAAGAUAAGAAGCCUUCGAAAAGCAAAUCUUUUUUUGAGCUGGAAUGCUUCUUCAAAAGAAAUGGUUCUUCGAGCAUAUACAGAAAGCAGUAAUAAGGACCAGUAUUGGCGCAUCGAGCAGACCGAUAAUGAGUCUUAUAGAUUUAGGAAUCUGGAGAAUUUAAGUUUGAUUUUGAUGCUAAGCAAAGAAGAUAGUCCAUAUGGUGGAUUAAAUCUAAUAGUACAUGAUUCUAAUGAUGAUACUAAUUUCUAUUCGUAUUGGAAAAUCAAACCCAUCUUCUAUCAGUAUGUUCCAGACGGUGAUUACCAUAUAUUCAACCAUAACUUCCCAAAUACUCUGAUUGAUUAUACUAAUCAAGAGGGUGCUUUGGUUCAUGGUCAUAACUACUUCGGGAAUAAUAACCAAAAGUGGUCAUUUGUAUUUGACGGAAAUAUAAAAGCUUAUAAAAUAAAGAGCGGUGUACGUUCAGAUCUUCUGUUAACCUGGGAUAGUAAUGCUGUGUCUAAGGAAAUGGUUCUUAGAGCAUAUGCAGAGAGCGAGAAUAUGAGUCAAUAUUGGCGCCUUGACAAAUUAAAUAACGGAUCGUACAAACUCAAGAAUCGAUAUGACUAUGAAAAGAUAAUAGCUUUAACUAAUAAUGAUAGUCCCUAUGGAGGAAGAGAGCUGUUAAUAUCUGGUACUGUGGAAAGCGGAAACAAUUGGUACCUUAAAAGAAUAGGGGAAGUGGCUUUACCAAAUGGGAAGUUUAGAAUCGCAACUAAACUCAAUUACAAAAAAGUGGUUGAUUUUGAUCAUAAAUAUAAUUUAAUUAUUAUUGAUAAUCUAAAUCUUGCUACUAGCGAAUGGGAAAUCAAAUAUGAUUCAAGCUAUAAAGCGUACAAUAUACAUUCUGCAGACAGCUUAAAUAUAGGAUGGAUAUAUCAGAAUAAAAACUUUUUUGUGAAGGUGGAUAAUAUAGACGGGCCUGAUAGUAGGGACGCAAGAUAUUAUUGGACGAUAGAAUAUAGCAUUCAACAUGGGUGCUAUAUGAUAAGAAGUUAUCACGAGCCCUCUCAUGCAGUGGGUUAUUUUGACAAUAAUUCGGUGAUUACGGAUACAUCAACAUACUCCGAUAAUCAAUUAUUUCAUUUUAUUCCACUAAAAAAUUAG
Molecule: messenger RNA, 2583 nt
Organism: Pieris macdunnoughi
Lineage: Eukaryota; Metazoa; Arthropoda; Insecta; Lepidoptera; Pieridae
Source: the annotation of a GenBank genome assembly